Pseudopodoces humilis (Tibetan ground-tit) is the source of this 7709-nucleotide messenger RNA. It is a transcript of the gene PREX1, whose product is annotated as phosphatidylinositol-3,4,5-trisphosphate dependent Rac exchange factor 1. Gene Ontology annotation, biological process: G protein-coupled receptor signaling pathway; intracellular signal transduction; regulation of signaling. Gene Ontology annotation, cellular component: plasma membrane. The record is from RefSeq and is a predicted model, not a curated record. NCBI's taxonomy places the organism in Eukaryota, Metazoa, Chordata, Aves, Passeriformes, Paridae. Gene Ontology annotation, molecular function: GTPase activator activity; protein binding; guanyl-nucleotide exchange factor activity.
AUGGAGCCGCCGCCGCAGCCGCCCGGCGCCCCCAGCGCCGCCGAGCCCGCUGCCUGCCCCAGGGACACCGAGCGCCAGCUGCGCCUCCGCCUCUGCGUCCUCAACGAGAUCCUGAGCACCGAACGCGACUACGUGGGGACCCUCCGCUUCCUGCAGUCGGCAUUUCUUCACCGGAUCCGGCAGAAUGCAGUGGACAAAGCUGAGAAGUACAUAACAGAGGAGAAUGUUAAGAUCUUAUUUUCAAACAUUGAAGACAUUCUUGGUGUUCACAAGGAGUUCCUGGCUGCUCUGGAAUUCUGUUUGCAACCAGAACCCCAGUCUCAGCAUGAACUGGGAAAUGUUUUCUUAAAAUUUAAAGACAAAUUCUUUGUGUACGAGGAGUACUGUAGUAACCACGAGAAAGCACUCAGACUGCUGAUGGAAUUGAACAAGAUCCCGACAGUGAGAACAUUCCUUCUGGGUUGCAUGCUUUUGGGAGGCAGAAAGACAACAGACAUUCCACUAGAGGGUUAUCUGCUGACUCCAAUUCAGAGAAUUUGCAAAUAUCCUCUUCUGCUAAAGGAAUUAGCUAAGAGGACUCCCUCUAAGCAUCCUGAUCACCCAGCUGUCCAGAGUGCACUUCAGGCAAUGAAGACAGUCUGUACAAAUAUCAACGAGACCAAGAGACAGAUGGAGAAACUGGAAGCCCUUGAACAGUUGCAGUCGCACAUUGAAGGAUGGGAGGGGUCAAAUCUUACAGAUAUUUGUACACAGCUCUUGCUGCAAGGGACUUUAUUAAAAAUCUCAGCAGGAAACAUCCAGGAGAGAAUGUUCUUUCUAUUUGAUAAUCUCCUGGUCUAUUGCAAGAGGAAAUCGAGAGUUACUGGGAAAAAAACAUCUAAAAGGACAAAGUCAAUCAACGGAUCACUUUAUAUAUUCAGGGGCCGAAUAAAUACAGAAGUAAUGGAAGUAGAGAAUGUGGAAGAUGGAACAGCAGAUUACCACAGUAACGGCUACACGGUGACAAAUGGCUGGAAGAUUCACAACACAGCCAAAAACAAGUGGUUUGUCUGUAUGGCCAAGACUGCUGAAGAUAAACAGAAGUGGCUGGAUGCCAUAAUCAGGGAAAGGGAGCAGAGAGAGAGUUUGAAGCUGGGAAUGGAAAGGGAUGCAUAUGUCAUGAUUGCAGAGAAAGGAGAGAAGCUGUACCAAAUGAUGACGAGCAAGAAAGUGAACCUUAUCAAAGACAGGAGAAGAAAAUUAAGUACUGUUCCCAAGUGCUUUCUUGGCAACGAGUUUGUGUCGUGGCUUACUGAGAUUGGAGAGAUCAGCAAACCAGAGGAGGGGGUCAACCUGGGACAGGCACUGUUGGAAAAUGGAAUCAUUCAUCAUGUUUCAGAUAAGCACCAGUUUAAGAAUGAACAGGUGAUGUACAGAUUUCGCUAUGAUGAUGGAACAUACAAGCCAAGAAGUGAAUUGGAAGACAUCGUGUCCAAGGGGGUGAGGCUGUACUGCCGACUGCACUGCCUGUAUACUCCCGUGGUAAAAGAUCGUGACCACCACCUAAAGACAUACAAAUCAGUAAUCCCUGCAAGUAAACUAGUGGACUGGCUUAUUGCACAGGGAGACUGUCAAACUCGGGAGGAAGCUGUCACACUGGGUGUAGGACUCUGCAAUAACGGCUUCAUGCAUCAUGUAUUGGAGAAAAGUGAGUUUAAGGAUGAAUCCUUAUAUUUCCGCUUUUAUGCUGAUGAGGAGAUGGAGGGCACCAGUUCCAAGAGCAAACAAUUGCGUAAUGACUUCAAGCUCGUGGAAAACAUCCUGGCAAAGAAUCUUCUGAUUUUACCAGAAGAAGAUGACUAUGGAUUUGACAUAGAAGAAAAGAACAAAGCAAUUGUGGUGAAGUCAGUUAGACGAGAGUCUUCUGCCGAGAUGGCUGGCCUGCAAGCAGGAAGAAAAAUCUAUUCCAUCAAUGAGGAUUUAGUAUUCCUCCGCCCGUUUGCUGAGGUGGAAACCAUCUUAUCCCAGUCCUUCUGCUCACGAAGGCCACUUAGGCUUCUGGUAGCCACCAAAUCAAAAGAGAUUAUUAAAAUCCCAGAUUGUCCUGAAGCACUUUGCUUUCAGAUCCGGGGAGCAGCACCACCAUAUGUUCACGCAGUAGGAAGAGGUUCUGAGGCUGCAGCCGUAGGUCUUCAUCCAGGGCAGUGUAUUCUGAAAGUUAAUGGGAAUAAUGCAACACAUGGAAAUUACAAGGAAGUUCUGGAGCACUUCACAGCCUAUAGGACCAGGCAGCAGGAAGCACUGGGGUUGUACCAGUGGGUGUACAGAACACAUGAAGAUGCUGAAGAGGACAGAGUUCAGCAAGCAGCAUCCCCUGUGUGUCUGAGUGGCAGUCACCCGGGCUCCAGCAAAGACAACUCUGCACUAGAAGGAUAUGCAGAAUUGGAGUCCCUUCAAAGCAGCCAGCAGGAAUCAGCCCAGACACCACAGACUGUUCUUUCUCCACUGGUAAUCGGUGAAGAAACUCCUCUCAUCAGCCUGACUGUGGAUAACACCCACCUGGAGCAUGGGGUGGUGUAUGAAUAUGUUAGCAGUGCAGGAAUCAAAUCCUUUGUCCUGGAGAAAAUUGUGGAACCAAAGGGUUGCUUCAAUCUCACUGCAAAGAUUUUAGAGGCCUUUGCUACAGAGGACAGUCAUUUUGUAAGGAAUUGUGAAAGACUUAUAUCCCUAAGCAGUGCCGUGGCCACCAUGCCCCAGUAUGAAUUUCGACAAAUCUGUGACACUAAGCUGGAGAGCAUUAGCAAGAGGCUCACGAGCUAUCAAGAGUUUGCAGAUGAAUUGAAAACAAAGGUGAGCCCAGCCUUCAAACAAGCUGUUAUGGAACCACAUUCUCUCAACAGCAUGGAUUUCUGCCCCACCAACUGCCAUAUUAACCUCAUGGAGGUAUCAUACCCCAAAAGCUCUACCUCAGCAGGGAGAUCGUUCAGUAUUCGCAUUGGACGGAAACCUUCUAUUAUUGGUCUUGAUCCAGAGCAAGGUACCUUAAAUCCAGUCUCAUAUACUCAGCAUUGCAUCACCACUAUGGCUGCACCAUCCUGGAGAUGUCCAGCCCCAGAAGAUGGAGAUCCUGGUGGUAGCCUUGGCCAGCAGAAUGGAGGAACAAUUCGGGAAGAAAGGGGACUCAGUUUUCUGCUGAAACAGGAAGAUUGGGAGAUGCAGGACUCCUACUUGCACCUUUUUAACAAACUUGACAUUGCAGUGAAGGAAAUGAAGCAGUAUGUCAUUCAGAUAAAUAAACUUUUGUCCACCAUAACAGAACCUACAGAAGCUGGUGCCUGUGAGGCACCAUCUACUGAGGAGACAUCCUCGCCUUCCCUGGGAACAGAAGACAGUGAUCCUGACAAAGUUGAGCAUGGUGGAGUCAAGAAGGUCUGUUUCAAAGUUUCUGACGAGGACCAGGAAGACUCUGGACAUGACACAAUGAGUUUCAGAGACUCCUAUAGUGAGUGUAACAGUAACCGGGACUCCGUGUUGUCCUACACCAGCGUGCGGAGCAACAGCUCUUACCUGGGCAGUGAUGAGAUGGGGUCAGGAGAUGAGCUUCCCAAUGAUAUGAGGAUACCUUUAGACAAGCAAGACAAACUUCAUGGCUGUCUGGAACACCUUUUUAACCAGGUUGAUGCAAUCAAUGCACUUCUAAAAGGACCAGGAAUAAGUAAGGCCUUUGAGGAAACCAAGCACUUUCCCAUGGACCACAGUUUGCAAGAAUUUAAGCAGAAGGAAGAAACUACAGUUAGGUGCCGGAAUAAUAUUCAAGCCAGCAUUCAGGAAGAUCCAUGGAACCUUCCACUGCGCAUCAAGAACCUUGUUGACAUCAUACAGAAACAUGUGGAAGAUGGGAAGAAUCAACUGCUUUUGGCCUUGUUAAAAUGCACAGAUACUGAGCUACAGCUGAGACGUGAUUCCAUCUUCUGUCAGUCUGUUGUAGCUGCUAUUUGCACCUUUUCAGAGCAAUUACUGGCUGCCCUCAACUAUCGGUACAACAACAAUGGGGAAUACGAAGAGAGCAGCAGAGAUGCCAGCAGAAAAUGGCUGGAACAGAUAGCAGCCACUGGAGUUUUACUGAACUACCAGUCUCUUCUCUCCCCCACUGUGAAGGAGGAGCGCACCAUGCUGGAAGACAUCCAGGUCACUCUGGCUGAACUAGACAAAGUUGCCUUUUUUUUCAAGCAGCUGGAUGAAAGUCUUGUAGCAAAUACUCAUGUCUUCUACCACAUCGAAGGAAGUCGUCAGGCCUUGAAGGUUAUCUUUUAUCUUGACAGCUACUACUUCUCCAAACUGCCUGCUCGGUUUCAGAAUGGGGGAACCUUGAAACUGCACACAGUUCUCUUUACAAAAGCUCUGGAGAGUACAGAGGGGCAAUCACAACCAGCUGGUUCAUCUCUAGAAGAACUCCCACAGCAAAUUAAUGGUAUUUCACUCGAAAAAGUGCAGCAAUACUACCGUAAACUCAGGACGUUUUACCUAGAGAGAUCAAAUUUGCCCACUGAUUCCAAUACUACUGCAGUGAAGAUUGACCAGCUUAUUCGUCCUAUCAAUGCAAUGGAUGAGCUUUGCAGGCUGCUGAAGUCUUUCAUUAGUACAAAGCCAGGGCAGUCGGGAUGUUCCAGCAGUGCCUCCUCAGGAGCUGGCCUGCUGCCCAUAUCCUCUGAGCUCUGUUACCGGCUGGGAGCCUGUCACAUCACCAUGUGUGCCACUGGGAUGCAGAGGAGUACACUGAGUGUGUCCCUGGAGCAAGCAGCCAUACUGGCCCGCAGCCAUGGACUCCUGCCCAAGUGUAUCAUGCAAGCUACAGACAUCAUGCGGAAGCAGGGACCAAGGGUUGAAAUCUCUGCCAAGAAUCUGAAAGUGAUGGACCAAAUGCCACAGCAUGCACCUCGACUCUAUAGGUUGUGCCAGCCGCCUACAGAGGGGGAUUUAUAGAAGAAAGAGGCACCUCUUGGCAGCCCCACAAGAGCACUCCACUCUGAGGAGCCCUGGCCGAGGACCCUACGGACUGACCCCAGUGGUGCUGCUGUGCUCUGGAGCAGAGGGACCUGCUGGCCCAGGCAUCAGGAAUCUGCCUUCGAACUCCUGGAGCCCAUGCAGGAUCCAUGUAUUUCUUUGACUUCUUGGAGAAAUUCUUGAAGAAAGCACCACAGGCAGGAAUGGCUGCUGCCAUUUGCCAGAUGCCUGGAAAAUGACCAUCAUUCUUCAAGAAAGCGCAGUUCUCCUGGCGACUUGUUUGUGCAACCACCAGAAAGUUGUGGACUUCAAGAUACAGCUUGGUUCAGAAAAUCAUGCUGGACACGCCUCUCUCCCUGUACUGCCCCAGGCACCCAUUUAACUGCCAGCAGGUUUUUGGACAACAUCCUUUAGUGGUAGUUUCAUAAACCCCUCUUUUUCAAGAAAUGACCUGCACUUUUGAGCAAAGAAUAGCACAACUUUUGGUUUAUUCAAAUAGGAACAUAAAGAAUUUCUUCUGGAGUAAUUUUCCACUUUGGCCCAGUGAGAGAAUCUCUCUAUGCUGCAGAGUAUACAUUCCAUAAUACUUCUUAUCAUUAUUUCAUUUCACUUACUGUAGCUUUCAGGUUUUUGAUUAACUCUUUUUACUAAUGCCCUGUGAUGGUGUACUCUGGAAUACAGUGCUAGUGAAGAGGAGUGUAGGAUUUUUAAGAGAACAUUAUAAAGAAAAAAUACAGUCUUAUAAUCUGAUUAUUUGAACAGAUGUAGUUUUUAAAACAGGUCAGAAGAACUAUACUUAUUUAUGUGGAGUGGAAUAAUAUGUGUUUUCAAUCAUCUUAUUACAUGUACAAGGUUAAAAUAAAAAUUAUAUUGUUUAAAAUGGGACCAAUAUACUGGCAGUUACACAGCUACUCCCAGCUGACUGAAAAAUCUACAUUAUUUAAAACCUUCAAUAUUUAAGUAGAAUUUAAUACAGUUAUUAAGAUGUAUUAGGGAUGCUUUUAAGUUAAAAGAAAAAAGGAAUAAUGUAUAUAAUGUUCUUUAUUUUUUCUUGUUUGUAAAAUCAUUCUCCAUUCUGUCAGUAUUGCCCUAAGCGCUGUAGUUUUUUUCCAAAUUACUGGCUGAAACUAAUGAAAGCAUGUCAGCAGUCUCAGGACAGAAAUCAUGUUCCUUUGGAGUGAGUGCCUUAACAUGACCAACCCUCCCUAACGUGGCAGGCAUACAAGAAACUCCCAUUUCCUGUUCCUCCGCAGCCUCCUUUAAACAGCUCCCAGUUAGGCAACCCAGGAGCGCUUUGCAGUAAUGUAUAUUUUAGAAAAUAAAGGUUUGGGGGUUUUAUUUGUGUUGUUUGUUUUUUAGUGGGCUUAAUUUUAUUUUAUUAACAUCCAAAGCAACUCAAAAACUAAAACUGGAUGUUUUCAUUUGGACAUGAAGGUUUCUUUAAUUUUUCUAAUCUUCUCUUGAACACAAAACUGUUUAUGACAAGUUGUGGGAAUGCAGUUUGUUCUUAAUCUUGUUUCUUAAUUUUUCAAUAUUUGUUUUCUUCUCCCACAGACUGGAAUAAUUUUGGGGAAGGAAAUUCCUUUUUUAUUUUAUCUUUUUUUUUUUUUUUUAUUUCUUACUUUUAACUGUUUCUUCUGAUCUACAGCAAGGCUGGGGGGAACUAGGACAGCCCAUGGACUGCCAGCUUUGGGAUAUAGAUUUGGUACUGGGGGUCCAUUCUGGACUGCAACCAGAUAAGCAGAUCUCUAUUUCAAUGCACUUUUUGCUAAUUUUGGAAAUGUUACUGUUAUCAUUUGCUACUUGAAGAAAAAAUGGAUGUUUCUUCACUGAAUCCUCAAUUUCAAACGUACUUAGUACUAUAAAAACCACAGGAACACCCCAAAGUAAAAAAGAACCCGUUGGGCAAGCCCUGUCUGUGUCCCCAUCAGCUGUGCUCCACAGAACAACCUGGGCAGGAUCCUGGCCCAUGCCUGCAGCCUCUGGCAACACGAGAGAUGCAGAGAAGGAUGUCCAAGGGCAUUUACACUGUGCACUGUUUUACACUGAAAUGUAUGUGUUAUUCUCACUGAAAACCUGAGAGAUGUUUUUAUUAUUAAAAGUUGGUUUAUAUUAUAAGGGAAGAAGGUUGAUCUUAUUUUCUGUUACACCCUUUAGUUCCUUCACCCUGCAUUCUGUUGAGCAGUUUUAAGUACCAAUAUACUUGUAUGGCUUGGGGAGCAGUCGGAAGUUUGAAUGGUAAGGGGAAAGUUGGGUUUGAUUUCAGCUCAAACUGACAGUGUAGAGCUGAACUCUUCCUGUUUGUGCAGUCCUCUAAAGCUGUGGGGGAGACCACAGACUCAUGUUACGGUAGAAGCACAGAUACUGGCAGGCUGGGGUGAUGCUGAUUUGGGAGACACUAAUCUUGCGAAGGAUCUUGGUAAACACACAAAAACACACCGAAGGACUUUGAACACUGAAGGGGAUGAAAUGAGUGGAAUUAUGUUUUUCCACACAAAUAAUAGCUUAUGCUGUUGAAGAUUGAACAAGAUAUUUUGCUUUAUUUUUUGUUAAUUAAUAAUAAAAGGACCGAUCAUAGGGUUUGUCACAAGAUGACACAGGCAUUUUGAUAAAUCAUGAAAGGUCAGCCUGCACUAGAAAACAAAUGGUCAGUUAUUAUGGAGAAGUAUUCAGGCUCUCUGCUGAAGCCAGAUAAUUAAGUGAAAAUGCAGUAGCUAAGUGUUGAA